CAAUACGCUCGCUUCGACGUGAUGACGUCAGCGCCGAGGCGUUCAUUCAGCGUCGAGUCUUUGGAGCUGAGUUCAGCUGUAAAUACUGGAAUAUCCCCAUCAGUCUACAAGUGAAGACGAGCAUCAGACCAUCAGGAAGAAGAGAAAUCUGCAAAGACUGAAGGACAGUGAGAAGAUGAGUGAUCCAGAACCCUGCAGAAUUAAACAGGAAGAGACUGAAGAAAUGGAAGUGAUGGUGAAGGAGGAGAGUGAAGAACUGAGUGACGAUGACGAUAAAUAUCAUGGCAUAUUUGAAGAAGAAACCCAAUCGGAGAUUGAUCAUAGUUUUUUCAUGAAUACAACAGCCGUAAAAGGUUUCAUCUGCACUCAGUGUGGAAAGAGUUUCAGGCAUAACCGCGAUCUCGUUCGUCACACGAUGAUCCACACUGGAGAGAAACCGUACCAGUGUUCGCACUGCGACAAGAGAUUCAAUGAUCCAGGAUACCUGAAAGCACACGAGAGGAUUCACACUGGAGAUAAACCAUAUCACUGCAUUGAUUGUGGGAAGAGUUACAUACAAUCAUCUUCUCUACGAAUGCACAGAUUAAAAUAUCACAGUCUGAUGAUGGAGGAGAGUGAAGCACUGAGUGAAGAUGAAGAUAAAACUCAGUCAAAGUCUGAAGACGGUUUUUUAUUUAAUACAGCAGCUGUGACAGGAUUCAUCUGCAGUCUGUGUGGAAAGAGUUUCAAUUGUAAAUACUAUUUCAAGCUUCACAUGAUGAUCCACACUGGAGAGAAACCGUACAAAUGCGACCAAUGCGACAAAACAUUUUUGAAGCCUUCAGACCUGAAGAGCCAUAUUAGAGUUCACACAAACGAGAGGCCUUACUCAUGCGCUGAGUGUGGGAAGAGUUUUACCCAUCAACUUUAUCUAAAAGCACAUGAGAAGAUCCACAGUGGCGUGAGAGAGUUUGCGUGCGAUAAGUGCGACAAGACUUUUCUAAGAGCUGGAAACUUGAAACGACACCAGAAGACUCACGCUAAAGAUAAACCUGGUAUUCAGUCGAGCAGCAGCAUGAGAUUCGAGCAGCCACAAAUCCUGAAAACACACAAGGGGACUCGCACCGAGGAGAAACCGGACAGUCAGUCAAACUGCAGCACGAGAUUCGAACAGCCACAAAUCCUGAAAACACAUGAGACGAAUCACACUGAAGAGAAGCCGGACAAUGAGUCAAACUGCAGCACGAGAUUCGAGCAGCCACAAAUCCUGAAAACACACGAGAGGACUCACACUGAAGAGAAACUAUACACGUGUAUUGAGUGCGGGAACAGUUUCAUGAAAUUUUCAUGGCUCUUUCACCACAUGAAGAGCCACACCGGAGAGAGAGCACACAAAUGUGAUCAGUGCAGCAAAACAUUUUCAAACCAUUCAGGCCUGAAGGAACAUCUCCGAGUUCACACAAACGAGAAGCCUUAUUCCUGCGCCGAGUGUGGAAAGAGUUUCAGAUAUCGGUCAAAUUUAAAAGACCACGAGAAGCUCCACACCGGUGUGAAAGAGCAUGUGUGCUUAGAGUGUGGGAAGGGGUUUAUUAGAGCUCGGGUACUGAAACAACACCAGAGGAUCCACACUGGAGAGAAACCGUACCCGUGUUCGCAAUGCGACAUGAGAUUCAGACUGUUACAAAACCUGAAACACCACCAGAAGAUUCACACUGGAGAGAUGGCGAACACGCAAUCAGUGUCUUAAUGAACAUGAGGAUCCACACUUGAGAGACGACACACAAGUGGGAUCAAUGCGGCAAAACAUUUUGGAAGGCUUCACCACUGAAGAAACAUCUUCAAGUUCAUAGAAAGGAGAAGGUUUAGCCAUGUUCUUUAGCUCCAUCAGCCCCCAACAAGAAUUUCCUAAUGAUUUUUCAUGAGAGAACUCAAGCAAAAAACAGUCAGUUAUAGUGUACAACUCUUAAGCAGCCUUAUGUCCUCAGCAACUUUAACUAAACUGAAGAACAACCUGAGAAAUCCAUCUGAAACCGAGUUAUUUUUGAGUUUGUUGUAGAAGUUUGAAUCAGAUAAGGGAGUUUGAUCUGCCAUUGUUCUGUGGUAGUUCGGCAGUCAGUGGGUUUGUUUUGGAGCUCCGGCUUGUUUGACAUGCAAUUCAUCACCAAACAGAUUACCAAAGUGAAAUUCUGGUUCCUAAACACCUUUGUGCAGUAUUAAAACUAUACCGUUGCCUU
Molecule: messenger RNA, 2213 nt
Organism: Danio rerio (zebrafish)
Lineage: Eukaryota; Metazoa; Chordata; Actinopteri; Cypriniformes; Danionidae
Source: RefSeq, a predicted model, not a curated record